AAAUAAGACAAGUGCGACAUUCGUCAAAAAUUUCGUGUUUUGAAAACAUUGUCGGACUGACAUGUGUAGAGUUUUCUGUGAAAGUUUUGUCUCGUCUCAAUUUAGUGCAACCAUUGUUUUCGUGUGUCAGAUUCGUAAAAGUCCGCGUGGUUCAAAGACGUAGUUAGUGUUUUUGUAUACAAUGCUGUUUUCCCGGUAGUUAGUAACCUUGAAUUAUUAUAAGAAUUGUUACCCUAGGACAAGCACCCAAACUUUGUUGUUACCACCGAAAACGUACCUAAACCAUGUCAGCGGAGACUGAGCUGACGUUGCAGACUGGACUCUCGCCAGUCUUGUUACCAGAUAUGACUGCUCUCAGUCUUAUCGGUCAUCGUACUCAGACAACUCACAUAGCAGCCCAUCCACCUGCUCCUCAACAUACCAGUAUGCAACAGAACAAUUCAAACAAAGCUUGGCAGACCAGUCCUCCUAGACAGACAAGCCCUACCUCACAAACCACAUUCGCGGAGUCAUUGGCAGCGGGUGCAUCCGGAACCUCGUUGGGCCCCACCAGUACCGCUAUCGCACUUCCCACCGCAGCUGGUGCCAUAGCGGCAGUCUCUCCACCAGUGGAACCGCCGGUCUUCCAAUGCCCGAGGAGACCGAACCUCGGACGCGAAGGCCGACCCAUCGGUCUCAAAGCGAACCAUUUCCAGAUCACCAUGCCCAGGGGUUUCGUACAUCACUAUGACGUCAACAUCCAGCCGGAUAAGUGCCCUCGAAAGGUUAACAGAGAAAUCAUCGAGACAAUGGUGAAGGCAUACGGCAAAAUAUUCGGCAACCUAAAACCAGUAUUCGAUGGCAGAAACAACCUCUACACCAGAGAUCCCCUUCCCAUCGGCAAUUCCCGUGAAGAACUCGAAGUCACUCUCCCGGGCGAAGGCAAGGACAGACUGUUCCGAGUCAGCAUCAAAUGGGUAGCUCAAGUCUCCUUGUACGGUCUCGAAGAAGCUCUCGAAGGCAGAACUAGACAGAUUCCGUUCGAAGCUAUCUUGGCUUUGGACGUGGUCAUGAGGCAUUUGCCUUCGAUGAGCUACACGCCCGUAGGAAGAAGUUUUUUCAGCAGUCCUGAGGGAUAUUAUCAUCCUUUAGGCGGUGGUAGAGAAGUCUGGUUUGGAUUUCAUCAAUCUGUAAGACCUAGUCAAUGGAAAAUGAUGCUCAAUAUUGAUGUGUCUGCAACGGCAUUUUACAAAGCGCAACCUGUGAUAGAGUUUAUGUGCGAAGUCCUGGACAUUCGAGACAUAAACGAACAGAGGAAACCUCUAACAGACAGCCAACGUGUUAAGUUCACAAAGGAAAUCAAGGGUCUCAAAAUAGAAAUAACGCAUUGUGGAGCGAUGAGGAGAAAGUACAGAGUCUGUAAUGUGACGAGGAGACCAGCACAGAUGCAAUCAUUUCCACUUCAAUUAGAAAACGGCCAAACUGUCGAGUGUACAGUGGCGAAAUAUUUCUUGGACAAGUACAAGAUGAAAUUAAGAUACCCCCAUUUGCCAUGCCUCCAGGUUGGCCAAGAACACAAGCACACAUACCUACCAUUAGAAGUUUGCAACAUUGUUGCGGGACAAAGGUGUAUCAAGAAGUUAACGGACAUGCAGACUUCGACGAUGAUCAAAGCAACAGCGAGAUCGGCGCCGGACAGAGAACGCGAAAUCAACAACUUGGUCCGUCGAGCCGACUUCAACAACGACGAGUACGUACAAGAAUUCGGUCUGACCAUCAGCAACAACAUGAUGGAGGUCAGAGGGAGGGUCCUGCCCCCGCCGAAAUUACAAUACGGCGGUAGGGUGGCCUCCCUCAGUGGACAGGUGGGCUGGCACAGUAAACAACAAGCGAUGCCAAAUCAAGGUGUUUGGGAUAUGCGAGGUAAACAGUUCUUCACUGGUGUUGAAAUCAGAGUUUGGGCCAUUGCUUGUUUUGCACCACAACGUACCGUCAGAGAAGACGCUCUAAGGAACUUUACUCAACAACUCCAGAAAAUCUCAAACGAUGCCGGCAUGCCAAUUAUAGGUCAACCAUGCUUUUGCAAAUAUGCAACCGGUCCAGAUCAAGUCGAACCCAUGUUCCGUUAUUUGAAGUCCACCUUCCAGUCUUUGCAGCUUGUUGUCGUCGUUCUACCAGGAAAAACACCAGUAUAUGCCGAAGUAAAAAGAGUUGGCGAUACUGUGUUAGGAAUGGCCACCCAAUGUGUUCAAGCGAAAAAUGUCAAUAAGACUUCUCCUCAAACACUGUCCAAUUUAUGCCUAAAAAUUAAUGUUAAGUUGGGAGGAAUCAACAGCAUAUUAGUGCCAUCAAUUAGACCAAAGAUAUUUAAUGAACCCGUAAUUUUCCUUGGCGCUGACGUGACCCAUCCCCCUGCCGGCGAUAACAAGAAACCUUCGAUUGCCGCGGUGGUAGGUUCCAUGGACGCCCAUCCAUCGAGGUAUGCUGCUACAGUUCGUGUCCAACAACACAGACAAGAAAUCAUACAAGAAUUAAGCUCUAUGGUCAGAGAAUUACUCAUUAUGUUUUAUAAGUCAACAGGUGGUUACAAACCUCAUCGAAUUAUCUUAUAUAGGGAUGGAGUUUCCGAAGGACAAUUUUUACAGUUGCUGCAGCAUGAACUUACUGCUAUCAGAGAGGCUUGUAUUAAAUUGGAAGCUGACUACAAGCCAGGUAUCACAUUUAUCGUGGUCCAGAAGAGGCAUCACACAAGGCUCUUCUGUUCGGAUAAGAAGGAACAAAGUGGCAAAAGCGGAAACAUUCCAGCCGGAACUACUGUUGAUGUCGGCAUCACUCAUCCGACAGAAUUUGAUUUCUAUCUCUGUAGCCAUCAAGGAAUCCAGGGUACUUCAAGACCAUCACACUACCACGUCUUGUGGGACGAUUCACAUUUAGACUCGGACGAACUGCAGUGUUUGACAUAUCAGUUAUGUCAUACUUAUGUUAGGUGUACCAGGUCCGUUUCGAUACCUGCGCCAGCCUAUUAUGCUCACUUGGUGGCCUUUAGGGCUCGUUAUCACUUGGUAGAAAAAGAGCAUGACAGCGGUGAAGGUUCCCACCAAUCGGGAUCCUCGGAAGACAGAACUCCUGGAGCGAUGGCCAGGGCGAUAACUGUCCACGCCGAUACCAAAAAAGUAAUGUACUUUGCAUAGAAGAGGCCCAGAUGGCAAAUGUACGGAUAGAAACGUUGAGACAACCGUAAAAACAUAGCGACCAAAUCGAUAUGGUGCAGAUAUCGACAUGAGGUACAAAUGUAGCAUAUUUGUUUUGCUUUGUUUAAGAUUUCCAAGUUGUUUACGACUGUUUAAGCGUCUCGUGUUGUUUAAGCGACCCGGAUCCGAAACGGAUCCAAGGCGGAUCCAACGCGGAUCCGAAAGUGAUUCGACACGGAUCCGAAACGGAUUCGAGUCGUUUCGUAUGUUUUAUAGAUUUAUCAAAAUACGCAGCACUAAAAAGCAGCUCGUGAGUCAAAUAAAUGUCUUAAUUUUUACAAGAAACUGUACCAAGUGGCGUUCAAUAUUUUAUUAAAUUGAUAUUUUUUUACUAUUUGAUAAAUUAACUUUAGUACUUUGUCAAUACGUUAGAUAUUUAACGAAUGUGAAAUUUUAUAGCGUUAUAAGGAUUUUUUUUCUAAAGUCAAUACCUGUUUAUACACUAAACAAAAUAAUUCAAAGAACACUCGCAAUCCAAAAAGUUUUUAAUUAUAGCGACGUAUUAUUUUUAUAUAUUUGCAAAUAUUACUAUUUGGUUUCAUCAAAAAAUAUGAUGCAGCUCAAAGAUACUAACGUUGGCCUUAAAUUGUAGAAGUUCCAGCCCACAUUUAAACUAAUACACUGAAUGUUACUAACGUUUUUGACCCCCUUUUCAAUUAUACUGUCAAAAACUGACUAAAACCGAUGACGCACAAAUGCGUCAUCUGCAACACUAAUGCAUCGGUGCGUGAUGAGCAUGGCAUUAUUUUCAAUUAUCCUGUCAAAAACUGACUUUCAUAAAAGCAUGACGCACAAAUGCGUCAUCUGCUACAAUAUCGCUUAUAACGCAUCGGUGCGUCACGAGCAUUAAGUAAGUUAACCAGCGUAUUCGAUGUAUUUUUAUGCUGCGUUUGUAUACAUAUUUUGAUUGUUUCGUAUAAAAUCAGAAUGCCAGUCUUUUCUCGAGUUAUACAGGGCACAGGGUGGUCUUUAAGUGAUUAUACAAAAAGAAACAGUAGAUUAUACUCUUCAAAAUAUGUGAUUUAAGCCAAGUUGCUUUAAUAAAAUGCGUAAGAAAGAUACAGGGUGUUAAAAUUUACAAUAUAUAUGUACAUCAAAUUAUAACUACUCAAAAGCACUCAAAGUUAUAAUUUUUUAUAGAGCUAUAGCGAAAAAUAAAAUUGUAACUUUUAACACCCUGCAUCUUUCUUAAUGUCAACAUUUUAUUAAAGCAAGUUAGCUUAAAUCGUAAUAUCUAUUUUAAAGUGUGGAAUCUAUUGCUUCCUUUUGUAGAAUUACGUCACCAUCCGACAUACCGUUAUACCCCCACCCCAAAAAUGCCAAAAACGAGCAGAAUGGACCUUCAAAAUUUCCCUAGAAUCUGGGAAAAUUUUGAUUUUCUAUCUCACUCUAACACAGGCUCUUAUGAAAGACGCUGUUGCCGGAUGUUGUGAACUGUCCAGUUUUUCAGGAGAUCUAGGGAGAUUAGGCUCUUCUGGAAGGCGCUGUUGCCAGAUGUUAUUGAAAUGCUCAGUUUUUCAGGAGAUCUAAGGAAAUUUUACUUUUGUGGUCCACCUUGUAAAUUACUACUUAAAUUAUUGUUCUAUAAUUAAAAACUGAAUAAUGACAUAAAUAAACGUUCUUUUAGUUAUUUUGUGUAUAUUUGUAUUCCAAUAAUACCAAAGCUAUUGGUAACUUUAUUUUUUACCAAAAAAAUGCACCGUGUCUAUCCAAUUGUUUAUUGUUCGACUUUAUUUAUAUCUAGCCAUUAGUUUGUAAUAUUUCCAAUUUUUUUAGUCCAGUCCAUCUGGAGUUACGGAUUACGCUUAUAUAGUUUUUUCUUCGGAUAACGUUUGCAAUUAAGUUUAAUCUUCUUCUUCCACAUUUAAUUUUAAAAACGUAUGUUACGUUGUUGUUUUAAUAGGAGUAUCCAAUCUGUAGAUAACUAUUUUUCUGAUCGUGUUAUUGAAAUAAUUCUUUUGAGUAACAUAGAUUUACUAUUGAUGAUCGUUUCAUUGGCCAAUUUAGUAAAAAUCUUACAAAUCAUUAAUUAUUUAUCUUUAUUUAUUAUUUAAAGAAUCUUGCAAAAGAUGAGAUAGUAAUGAUUUUCGAAUAGCAAUCUUACCAAGAAAUACAAAUUUGAAUGUGGUACGACGUUGAGAGUGGUGUGCAUGAACAAACUUCGAUUAAAAAUUGACAAUUGACAAUUCAGUUGACACAAAUUGACAUUUCUACAGAAUAAAUAAAGAGUGCAACUUAUAUAUUUCUUGACCAAUCGUCUAUGAUAGCAUUAGAUAUUGUUUUUGAAGUCUGUUAAUUUCUUUUCAUCUUCUAUAGGUCGUUUUUAUACAGUGGUGAAACCUAUGUUUUAGUGAUGUUUGCGACCGGAUAUUCUAUUCACAGCAGCUUGAAAUAGGUCAUUUGAUGUUAGGUCAGUCCAUUUACUAAGAUUGGCCAACGGAGGUCCAAGGCCUCUCUUGUCCUCAAUCUUGGCUUGUAAAAUAAACUGUAGAAAUCGGUAUUUACUAUUUCACAUAAUUUGACCGAAGUAGGCCAAUUUUCGAUUCUUUAUGGUGUUAAUAAUUUCUUUCUCUUAGCCUGUGGAGAAUAUUUAUAUUAGUUGUGUGAUGUAUGUAUAAGACCUUUAACAUACGUCGGUUGCACCACAUUUCAAAUGCCUCUAAUCGUUUUAUGGCAUCUUCUGUAAGAUUCCAGCUUUUUACUCUCUAGAGGAGGGUACUAAAGACGAUCUAAGAAACUUUAUGCUUAUAUUGAUACAUACAGAUAAGUUGCAGGAAAUCUUCCUAGGGGUAUUAAAAGUGCUUCUGGCUUUUUCAAUCUGAGUUUUUAUUUCGUAGCUAUGAUCCCAGGUAUCCUUAAUUUUGCAGCCCAAAUAGCAUAUUUUUUCACUUUUUCUAACAGUGUAUCGCUUAUUGUAAUUUGGGCGUUUAUGUUGGGAUACUUAAUGACUGUCACUUGUCACUAAUUCGACAAAAGUGUUGCCAACUGCUAAAACAAAGUAAAACUGUACAACAAAACUCGCGUAUUCCCUCGAUUUGCACUCUUUUGUCGGAUUGUGCAUGUAAUUGAAGGUGAUGGUUCAAGCUCACAUUCUUGAGAUCGAAAACUUCGUAUAUUUCAAUAUAUAUCAUUACUACUCAAUUUUUUGUAAGAAGACAUUUUGAAAACAUUCUUAAAAACUCUUCAACCUCAUUUAGAAUAUUUGUACAGAAUUAUGUAGAAAACAAUUUUUAUGUAAAAAAUCUAGACAGAUUGGACAUGGGAUGUAGUUCUCAUAUUAAAAAUAAUUCCAAUGUGGCAGGUACAUGUCAUGCUUGUCAAAAGAAGCUUUAAAAUUAGUUAAGUCUUUCAAGUUAUUUCUACAAACAGAACCGUGGUAGUUGACUAUGCCCGCUUUGUAUCUAAAACAAUCAACAGGGUGCUGUGAAGACUGGGGCCGAAGCACAACAUGUUAUUUGAAGCUAUGGGGCAGCUGAGGAAAUAUGAGUACCGAUAAUGUGCCUUUAAAAUUGCUCUCAUUACGAUAUACUUACUUUGUUACUUAAUGUCUUUUGAAAUGUCACAAGUACUCUACUGAAAUUACUUUUAGAAAUGUGAUAGUUUCUAUCUGAAUUUUUUUUAUCCGUUACCCGCUUCUGUUUGUAGAUUUCAACUGCUAUCGCAGCCAAUCUAAAGCUGUUAGCGUAGGUUGUAUUAUAUUUGUGUGUAAUUUUAUUCCAAGGAACACGAUGUGUCCUGUAUUUUUAUCCACAAUACAAUAAUGAAACCCCUAGGGAUGCCAACUCUUUAACACAGUUGUUGUAGAAAAAGUUCCACGCAAAAGUUCCACGCAAAACUAUACAUUUCCAUUUGUUUCUUGUUAUUAUUUUUAGGCCCCACGUUGGGCGCCAAAAAUCAAUAUUUAAUAUCAUUAAAUAAUGAACUAAAAAUUCGAAAACUGUGUCGAAAAAAGUGGAUAAAAGUACAAGACGAUGACUAGUUCCGCAAUAGCCUAGAAUGUGCACGAAAACAAACAAAUUAUACUUUCCUUUUAUGACACAAACCUUAGUCUAUGUAUAUCAAAUGAUGAAUAUUUGGUGCUUAACAGGUCUUGAGGUAUUUCUCAAAACAAAAAAAAAAGUCAUUCAAUUUAGAAACAAAAAGUUGUAAUAGUACAUAUUAUUUAUUCAUAUCGUUAACAAAUGAAAUACUUUGAGGAAAAAACAAUAAUUUUUAGUCAUAGUAAAACCUAAGUACUGAUUGGUCCAAAAAUUUGGUAGCGAUUAGACCUGAUCUCUAAAAUAAAUCCAAAUUGAUUCUAUUUUUGUACUAUAAUAAUACUGAUAAUAUUUUUAAAUUGUGAAACAUUUCGAUUAUUGUAAAACUUUGUACUACUCACUUGUUCGUAAACACUGCUAGUCACAGCUUGUAUGGUGGAUAUUUUGUAUUUUCUUCCAAUUGAUUCCAGUGUUUUUGAACAUACUUUUGACUUAUAUGAAACAAGUACGUUAAGUGGGGUAAUGGAACACGAGCAAAUAAUACGUUCCACACAUGAAAAUAUUACGAUUUUGCUUGACUUACAACAGUUUUUUGUAUUGAUUAUCGUGAAAUUUAAUUUAUUUUGAAGAUCAUAAUUUUUAUUUGAGUAUUACUGCUGUCUUCAAAGUUGUCGGCUAUGAUUUUUUGCUGUAGAUUAGAUAAUUUACAUACUUUCAAUGGUACAGUGGUUUAAAAACAUGAUGUGGGUUUUUUAAUCUUUUUACAAUUAUUGUAAACUCACUUCAAUUUAUCUUAUCGAGGUUCCCAGCACAAUACUGAGAUCCUUAGACACUAUAACUUCACCUACACUAUAUUUGCUGUAGAUUUCUGAGCAGUUCCGUUGAAAUUAUGGCUUUAACAUGUCUCUUCACUUUUCUUGAAGAAGUAAGCACCACAAGCAUAAAACACACCAAUCAGUUUUUCGGGAAUGAAAUUGCAGUUUGACAAAGACUAGAUGAUUACUUUCAGUCCAAAUGCUCCAAUUGUCGCAUCGCAUCAACUCAACUAAGAAUAACCUGAACAAAAUUUUUUUGUUAAUGGGGAUCAAACCUGACAUUAAUCACGUGACAGAUGUCAAAAUAUCUGUCACCGAGAGCAGUGUUGCCAAUUUAAAAUUUUAUGUCUUUGUUGUUGUAUGAAAGUUGUAAAGAAAAUCGUAGUAUUUUUAAAUGAUCGCCUUCUAGCGUCUGUUUUGAAUAUAAUAUGUUGUUUUCAAAUUUUUGAACCAUUCCGUACGUUAUAACAGAGUCUAGACAAUAAUCAAAUAAAAGAAAAAAAAGUUUAGACGACAUUCCAGAAGCACAAUAACAGUGUGAUUGUCAUUUUUUCAUUUGUAAGUUUUGUAUAUAUUAAUUCGAGGAUUAAGAAAGCGAAAAUUCUCUAAAGAGCAAAGUGGUAAAAUAGUAUUAGGUCAUGAAUUCUAAUUAUUAUCGUCUAGCAUUAAGUGACUAGCAUUAUGUUCUUUAUUAAAACUGUGCUUUAUACUUGUAAAACUAACUUGCAAACUGCGUGUAAGUUUUUAUCAAGAUGAUUAUUAUCGUGUAACUAUCAAAAUUAUGAGUAGUACAGUAUAUGAAGGUAAAAAUCAACUAUUAAUUCAGAUUUCGGUGAACCUCCAUCGAUUUUCAUGAAAAUUGGUGAGUGGUUAGAGCAUACCUCAAGGAACAGAAGUGACCUAUCGGGCCUAUUCUGUAACUACAAAUCGAAUAGAGAUGAGUCAAAUCGAAUAGAUGUAAGCAAGUCGGAUCGACAUUUGUAGGAAUUUGUAUUCUGUAACUCAUCGACCUCUACUAUCGCAACGUUGGAUAGAAAUUGAUUUCGACUACACAAGCCCUGUCGAGAUCACAUUUAGACGUCGAAAUUGGUCUUGACGCUUGUGCAAUGGUAUCAUUAUUGUUGUUUUGACGUUUAUUUUGUUGUUUAGUUAGAUAGUUGUAUAUUUACCAGUAAUUAUACAGCAUCAAGGUUAAUAGUGUAGCACGAUAAAUUAAACAAACAAAAAUGUACUUAGACAAUGUUGUUAGGUCAUAGGCAUGAUAAACUUUGUGCUACAUAACUUUGCGGAAUACCCCGGUAAGCUACAGUCUCGAGAGAUUUAAGGGAGUGAGUUUUUGAAAUAAUAUUUAGUAUUAAGAAAAAGUAUUAAUUAUUGGGCGCCAUCAACAAAUCAAAAUAUACUGCCAUAUGCCUAUGCAACAAUAAAAUACAAAAAAAAAAUUUUAACGAAUUGUUUUUAUACGAAAAAUAAAAUUCCAUAGUUUUUUUUAUUUAAAAAAAGUAACUGCCUAAUUGCUUAUUAUUGAAUCAUUUGCACAAUUUAAUAAUUUAAACAUUGCUCACUUGAUAAUAGCAAAAUUUUGUUUAAACAAUUGAUUUUUAGUUAAAAGGUCGGGGACCACGUCCUUGCGCAGCUUGAAUUAAGUUAUUCUUGAAAAAGGCAUACUCUACGCCACUAUUAGAUACACAAGAAUAUACCGGUAAAGUAUUUACGACAAACACAUCGCUCUUGCUACUUUCACUACAGAAUCUACUCAAGAUUCCAUCUGAGCCUAACUUUGGCACAGACCAAAAAAAAACCGGACUUCACUGCAUGUCCGAUCAAACUUGACUAAAUUUUUUUGACAGAACUUUGACUUUCUGCCCUAAACUCGUAUUCCCUCUCCUUUCUGUCAACUAAUUCUCUUUUUUGACCAAUAAAAAAAUAUCUAAGCUUCCUACACUUAUUAUCAACCAAUAGGGAAAAUCAAAACACAUUCUAAAUCCAACCUCUUUGGUAGGGAAUUAUACUCUUUAACCUAUAGCAAAGUCAGCGAACCUCACUUAGUUCUAACAAUUUCAAGAAAGAUAUUGCUGAAUCCACGAUUAACACCUGCGCUCUCUGAUUCCAAAGUAGCACGUUUUGUGUAUAUAACUUCCUAAAUUCGUGGCGCCAAUGACCAUUAUAAUACAUUGUAACUCUUUUCCACCUCAAAAACUGAAUGUUAAAAGUUCAAUUUUCGAGCGAUAAUAUAAACACAGGAAACCGAAGUUAGAUGUGACUGCAAAAUAUAAUAACGUCUUUGUUAACAAGACGGAUAAACUACAAUUCCACAUUCAAUUAUUCUAACGUUUUUUCGGGACAAAUAAAUUCCUUGAAUUUAUUCUUAUGUCUACAGGGUGAGACAAAAAUGUGUUACAAUACAUUUACGAUUUUUGGUUUCUGGACAAGGCAAAAUAAUUGCGUUCUUUCGCACCGUUUCAAUAGAAAUCAUCAAACAUUUUAAGAAUUGCUACUUUAAUUAAUUUGCUGGUAGAAUGUGUAGAUUUGCACGUAUCUAGUGUGGUUCAAACGAAAAACCAAAAUUUUCCUUAGAGAAAAACGUGAAACGUGCAAUAAUAUUUUAUGUUCAGAGAUAAAGUCUACUAUCUAAUUUAAAUACUCAGCAGAUGUUUUUUUGGUGUUCGUGUUCCACUUGCCAUUUUUUAUUCUUAUGUUGAAUUUGUUUGUCAAACUUAACCAAAACAAAUAAAAAUUUCUUCUUUUUUUGAUGAAGUCUGCGCGCCGCACGAGCCUUUCCAGUAGCUUAACGUCAUAGACUCACAGAACACUUAAUUCACUUUUCAGUGCGGGGUUGCCACCACUUCCUAAGCGCGUCAAAUAGAAGUUGGUGUUUUCGAUUUACACUGAUUACGAUGUAAGUUACGGAAUGCCAAUCCAAACACGAAAACAACGCGAUAGAUAUCCAACAUUCCGAUUUUGAGUAAUUACAUAAUAUAACAUAUUUUGCUUAGAAUUUGUUCCUGUAUCAAUUUGUGGGGUUAUUUUUAAUAAAAUAAUUUUUAACCCGCGAGAACGGGUGGCAUCCACCCCCCAGUCUAAAAGCGGAAGUUGGCACCAUGUCAUUCUGUUCCUUAAGGUAUCCUCUAAUCUAACCACUCACCAAUUUUCAUGGAGGGUCACCGAAAUCGUAUUUAAUAGUUGAUUUUUACCUUCAUACACAUACUAAUAAGUUUUUAUCGAAUUGAUUAAUAUUGUGUACAAUUGCCAUCAAAUUAUUGCAGAAAAACUGAUAUUAAGCGUAUUACAAAGUCAUUAGUUUUUGAGUGGUGUGAUUAAGUUUCCGGCACAGGUAGAAAGUAAUAAAUGUUAAUCUAUUGUACGUUUAAUUAUUAUACCUGUUAUUCAGUAUGUUUCCCCCUCGAAAAUUAACGACACAACUCAAAUACAAAUGACUUUAAUAAAAAUGAAUAACCAUUUUCAUCUCGUUGCAACACGAAUCUAAAGCCGUCUUAUAUUUCAGUUUGUUUAGAGAGCGCAACAAGCACUCUGACCGAAGGGUUCCAAAACAUCUCUAGUUUUUCAUCAGAGAAUGCAUAUGUUGCUAUCUCAGGUAGAAAUGACUUUGUAAUAAGCUUGAGUUAAGGUUUUCUGCAAUAACUUGUUGGCAACUAUAAUUAUCAAAAUUAUCAGUCCAUCGAGUCAAACGGUUGCAAAAAUGACAGUUACAGCUGAAAAUUCUAAUAUAGCACUGUACUCUAAAAUGCAUAUGAAGUGGAUCUUAAUAAUUUAUUUUAGGUUAGAAAACCGCAUAUACUUACCUAAGUAACAAAGACGUUAGUUUUAAGACUGUCUUGAUCGAUGGCGUAGCACUAAGCCGGGUAAUAGAAAAUUGAGAUUUAAAACUUCUUAAAGAAAUUUGAUGUGAUGAUAAUUUUUAUUAAAAAAAAAAUGGGAACUUGGAUUUUCGGUGUAAAAAGCUUUUGUUUGACAGAGGUCCGCGGUGAAUUUUGACGGUCCGCAUCGAACUUGUGUGGUCCGCAGCAAACUUUUGGGGUUUGCAACGAUAUGUUAUCGUUCACAACGAUAUUACGCACGUUUUCUACGAAUUUUUGUGGUCUGCAAUGAACUCAUUCGCUCCGCAUCAAACUUGUGUGGUCUGCAACGAACUUUUGUGAUCCGCAACGAACUCAUGCAAUCCGCAACAAACUCUGACGGUCCGCAUAAAACUUGUAUGGUCCGCAACGAACUUUUGCGGUCCGUACGAACUUUUGUGUUCCGUUACGAACCUCCUGCAUCCCGUUACCAACUUGUGCUGCCCGCUACAAAAUUGAAUGACAAGAGGAAUAAAUCAAUUCAUUUUACCAACAGUAAAAAAAGAAAAUAAAUUAAUGGCUUAGGAUGAAAACCUCAUAUCUCAUUUUAGAGAAAAUUUUACAGGAGAGACUUAAAACUGAAUUUCUGCAUACUAUAAUCUAAAAUAUAUAUGUGAAAAAUUUAUGUGUAACGAUCUAAAUGUGUUCAGAAUAAAAAAUAAGUAAAGAUAGUUUUUUGUUUUUAGGUUACAGUAUGCAGAGAUUCGGUUUAAAGUCUCUCAUGUAAAAUUUUCAACAUGCGUUGGAAACAUGUGAGUCCGCAAUGAACGUGUGCGGUCUGCAACAAACUUUUGCGGUCCGCAAGGAACUCAAACGUUCCGCAAUUAUCUCGUGCGGUCCGCAACAAACUUAUCUGUUCCGUUGCGAACUUUCUGCUGCCCGUUAAGUACCAACUUAUGCUGUCCGCUACGAAAGCGAAUAACAAGAGGAAUAAAUCUUAGUUCAUUUUACCAACAUUAAAACAGAAAUGAGUCAAUUUACAGAUAAACAAAAGGUAUAAUGACCAAGAAAAGGAGGAAACCAAGCUGUAAUGAUACUUUUGGGCACUAGCAAAGCAGACAUUACACCAGGUAGACCAUUAGACACUAUCACUUGAUCUGCACUAUAUGUGGUGUAAAUUUCUGAGAAUGUUCCUCUGGACGAUCAGUUGCGCGAAUAACAAAAACUAGAACACAUAAAUUCAACUAAGAAUAAGCUGAAUAACAUUUUCCAGCUACGAAAGUGAAUGACAAGAUAAAUAAAUCUUAAUUCAUCUUACCAACAUUAAAAAAACGAAAUGGGACAAUUUACAGAUAAAUAAAAGGUAUAAUGACCAAGAAAAGAAGGAAAACAAGUUGUAAUUAUACUUUUGUGGACUGAUAAAGGAGACACCUACACCAGGGAUGGAAAAACCUUGUCCCGCAGUUCAGACUGCGAAGAAAAAUUCCGCGAUCUGCUAUAAGCGACGAAUACAAGCAGGCUACGACAAGUUUUGCGAUCCUCAAUGAGUUUCUGCGAUCUGCAACAAGUUUCUGCGGUCAGCAACGCACUUGAAGAGAAGAAUAAUCCAAGACGCAUUUCUGCGUUUCGCGAUGAACUUUUGAAUUCCGCGAAUAAUUUCAACGUCCCGCGACAAAUUUCCGAAUUCCGCGAUGAGUUUCUGCGGUCAGCAACAACGCACUUCAGAUGUUAAACCAAAAGGAAAAUAGAAAAUGAGGCAAUUUAUGAAUAAAUAAAAUAGGUAAUAAUAAAUGAGAAGAGAAGAAUAAUCAUCCAAGACGCAUUUCUGCGUUUCGCGAUGAACUUUUGAAUUCCGCGAAUAAUUUCAGCGUCCCGCGACAAAUUUUUGAAUUCCGCGAUGAGUUUCUGCGGUUACUUCAGUUGUUUCGCUAUGAACGGAUUUAAUGGAAGUACCGUUAACUGGAUGACAAAGAAAAAUAUCUCAAAAUUCGUAAUAAAAACGUUACAAUUAAAAAAAAAAAAAUACGAAUAAAUAAAAUACGUAGGUAAUGAUAAAUAAUAAGAAUAAAUAUCCAAGACGCACUUCUGCGUUCCGCGAAGAAUUUCAGCGUUCCGCGACAAAUUUGUGUAUUCCGCGAUGAGUUGCUGCGGUCCGUAACUCACUUUAGGCGUUCCGCUACGAACUGAUGCAACUGACGUACGAUUAGGUGGAUAACAAGGGAAAAUAACUCAUAAUUCAUAAUAAAAACGUUAAUCCAAAAGGAGAAACAGAAAAUGAGACAAUUUAUGAAUAAAUAAAAUGCGUAGUGAUAAAUGAGAAGAGAAGAAUAAACACACAUAUACAUUCUGCGAAGAAUUUCUGUGCUCCGCGACAGAUUUCUGUGUUCCGCGGCAGAUUCCUGCAUUCCGCGAAGAAUUUCUGCGUUCCGCGACAAAUUUCUGUAUUCCGCGACAAACUUCUACAUUCCGCGACGAAUUUCAGCUUUCCGUGGCGAUCUUCCGCAUUCUGUGACACAUCAAUUUACUGUGCGGAUUGUUCUAAUCGCAAGUGAUCGAUGUUUUACUCUAAAUUUGAUGACGGAUGUAUCUUUACCAGACUUUUGAGAAUACCGAUUAAUUACAUUUGAAAAUUCCAACUUCCGAACAAUCUUUUAUUACGCUUAUGACCUCUACAAAUAAAUUAGGACGUUGCUACGUUGUUAAAUGAUCUCGAAUUUUCUAAUUUAUGAGUGUACUAUUUUAUGCGACCGUCGUUGAUCAAGACUUGAAUAAAGCCGAUUUUGAAUAGUUCUUAAGAGAUAAUCUGAGCCGGGAGUACCUAUUGUGGAAAAAAUAUGAAAGAAGCAAAUUUUACGUAUCAUAAGCAUACUUAUUAGAUAGUAAUAAUGACAGCAAGGCAACAGUGACCGAACGGAUUUUUUGAAUGUCAUUCUUAGUGAUAGAGGUUUUGUCAUUUUUAUCUUUAUACACAAUAAAACAGUAUUAGGAUCUCGUGCAAAAUUCUUAUUAUUUAUGCGAAGAGAUUUUUUAACCCAUGAAGGACAGAUUUUUAAAGUUUUGUAAAAAACUGUUUGUUUACUUAUUUAGGAUUAAUUACUUUCUGCAAUAUCGUGCCAAAUUCGAAUAAUUAUAUCACUAUUGAAUAUUAUGUAUAUGUAUGUAAUUGUGCCACUACAUGAAUAAAGGGUCACUACGGUAUCUUCACAUUAUGGUUAAUUGAAACAAUUUUUGUAAGUUAAGAUAAAAAUAUAUUUCCGAGGAAAAAAUUACGGAGUAAAAAUCUUCUUAUAGUACGCGGAAAUGUACUUUAUUACAAUCCUUUUCAGUUGAGAAUGUUUGAGGGGUUCCUAAAGGACUUUUUUACAGUAAAGUACGCAGAGCUGCUCUUUUAUUACACUAUUUGACAGUUGACAAAAUUUUAGCGGUUCUUAACCUUCGGAUGACCAAGGGGGGUAAAUUUGGACCACAGCGUACAUUUUUCUUUAAUACAUUCAAAAGUAUUUUCAAUUUUUAACUCAUUAUUUUUUUAUUUGACUUUAAUAUCAUUCUAGAUAUCCUCCUAUUUUGAAAUAAAAAAAAUUCCGUAUAUUAUCGAAUAAAAAAUAUAUUCUGAAGUUGAUGUUUAGUAAAAUACCGUCUAUUAUGUGGAAUUCCAAGUAGUUUUACACUGCGCGUUAUCAAAAUCUAUUUUUAAACUGUGGUGCCUGUUAUGUACGAAUCAUGACAUUCCUGUCUGCUACAGUUAGUCAUUAUUAUUAUUUCCUGGCGUAUAUUAUUAUAGUUUCUUAGUUUUUUGUGUACAUAUAAGAUAUGACCCGCAAAUAUCUUACUGAGGCUGAGAUACAGGAAAUUGUUACUCCUAGCGAUUUUUAUGAUGAUAUAGAAGAUGAAAUAGUAUCAGAAAACGAGGAUCUAUUGUUAGAUGAAGAUUUAAAUGCUGAAAACAUUCAUUACAGGUCAUUUUUGACCUGGGGUCAUUUUUUACCCUCGUUGGUCAUCCGUGUAACAAAAAAAGGUUGGUCAUCGGAAGGUUAAAGGACUUUGGAACAAUCUGGGACAUUUCAGAUAAUCUGCAAGAGUUUACGUAAUCCUCCACUGAACUCUGGAGGACUUUACAAGCAACUUCGAAAGUUUUCAGGAGCUCUGAAGGACUGCAAGAUUGUAUAUUGCUUUCAGAAAUGAAAAUCUAUAAUAAAGAUGAUAAAAUAAGGUUUUUUCUUUGAUCCUAUAGAACUUGCAGUGCAACAUAUGCAGUAGAAUCUUCUUAAAGUACGCAGAACUGAAUUUUAAUACAAUAUUUGGCAUUUGAGAAUAUUUGAGGAGUUCCUAAAGGAUUUCGGAACAGUCUGGAACGUUUCAGACCGUCUGCAAGAGUUUACAUCACCUUCUACUGGACUCUACAGGAUUUUACAAUGACAUUGAAAGUUUUCAGGAGCUCUGGACUGUGGAGGACUGCAAGAUUGUCUAAGUUUUCGGAAAUAAAAUCGAGAUGAUAAAGUAGAUUUCUUUCUUUGCUCCUAAAGGAACAACCGGAAAAUGUUUCAGGCGCUCUGAAAGACUCUACUGGAUCCUUGAAGGGUUUUACAGUAAAUUGGAACGUUUUUAGAAGCUCUGGAGGACUGCGAGCUUGCCUACGUUUUCAGAAAUAAAAUUUUAUUAGAGGAGGUAAAUUAGGGUUCUUUGUUUUGAACCUAAAGAACUUCGGAACAAUCUGAAAUGUUUCAGAGGGUCUGAAAGAGUUAACAUCAGCUUCUACUGGACUCUGAAGGGCUUUAUAGUUAAUUGGAACGUUUUUAGAAGCUCUGGAGGACUUGAUCGGAAGGUUAAUUCCGAUUGUAUAAAGCUGUAAGUCAGUGGUUCUAUCAGAUUUAUAAAAAACUUGUGAUCUCUCAUUCCAGUAAUUUAUGUAUCAUGCGGUAGCCAAACACGUGCAGUACACUAUAUGGUUAAAUUUGUUUCCGCAAGUGUUUUGCCUAUUUAAUAUUAUGUAUGUUGCCGAAAGGCAACAUAAUUCACUUAAGGGUUUGGAUGAAAGUUAGUCUAUGUUAUAGUUUAUAAGGAGCAGCACCAAGGUAAACGUGGUCCUGGUAAAAGAAGAACAUCAUGGCUGAAAAAAGAGAAUGGUACAGAAAAUCGAUUAUAUGAUUAUUCAGAGCUACUAUCAAUAAAGUCGCGACAGCGAAUAUGGCAGCCAGCAUGAUAUCUAACUGUCAUUAACCUUUUAGUUGCCCCUCUGCAUUUAAGACAAUUUUUAGUACAACUGAAUGUUAUUGUCAAAUAUUAACGUUAGUCCUGCGUGGGUUAAAUGAUCGUAUCGUAUUGACAUAUUUUUAAACCAUUUUCCUGAGGAGUACAAAAUUGUGUUGUCAGUUUGAUGGGUAAUCUGAGAGAUUAUUUUUUAUCGAGCAUAACAUUUUUCUUUUAUUUUAUUGGUAUAAAUUGUAAUUAAGUCCAUAAAAUGUAAAAAAGGCAACUUCACAGAAUUUGUAUGUGAUUCUUAACCUACGCGAAGGUAAGAACCAACCCCAACUUUUUUUUAAUGGCAUGGGGGUCAAAUAAGAUAUCGGUCUCUAUACAUUAGUCUUUAAAUUUUUAAAUUCGGUCCAGUACUUUAUUUGAUUUAUUAGAAAAGAAUUUAAAUUAAUAUUUUUAGCUGGUUACUUAUUUCUUAGUUGACCAAAUGGUGAAAUUGAUGACCUCCUGCGUCCAUACAAUGAUAAAGGUGUGUUUGAAACAUUCUUCCACAUUCCAACGCAUUUGAAGAGUGAUUCGUAGUCAUUCGUUGACGUAAAUCUUCUAAGCAUACGUGUGGUAUUCUAUAGAUUUACUUUUUAGGUACCCCCACAAAAAAUUCAGGGGAGACAAAUCUUUUCACCAAGGAGGCCAUUUGACACUGCCUCAUCAUAUUGUUGUAAAAGUGCCUUUUCUGCAAAAUGGCUUUAAUUCGACAAUACCAUAUCGUGAUAAUUAUUGAUUGCAAGAGUACCAAAUAGUACCUCGAUAAAACUGUUAAUGUGCCAAUGAUAUCAGAUUGCCCAAAUCGAAACCCUUUAAUUCUAUUCUAGUCAAUUAGUGGCAAAUUUCUUUUUUAUUUGAUCUGCGCCUUCUUCCGAAAUUGCUACUGCAGUACUUAACAGCAUUUUCUCAUUUUACAACGAAAUGUUGCAAAGUACCUUUUAACUAGUCUUGCUCGUUGAUACUCUCCUGAAAUGACAAAACACAACUUUACUAAAAACCUAUAAACCUUUCGAAGCCCAAAAAAGCUAAACCAAACUUGAUUGCCAUUAUUAGAUGUAAGUACUUUGAAAAUUCGGUGGUACUGCUGUCUUGCCAAUGGUGACAAACAACUGGAAGAUAUUUGAUAGACUGCAAAAAAUACCUCUCAAUAACGACCGUCAAUAAAAUAUGCCUCCAAAUAACGGACACCAAAAUACAAAAUUGUUGGCCGUUAUAUAAAUGUGGCCGCUAUUGACAGGUUUUGCGGUCAACACAUACAUAAAAGAUAUUUGGAACUUUGUUUAUUUUUAUUUAUUUUUAUUAAAGUAAAUAUAAUUCUAUAGAUUAUAGAUAAACGGACUACUAAAACUACUUUAAUAUACUAAUACAAAACAAAAGUACAUACUAUAUUACAAAAGAUAGAUGUUAAGAGUUUUUAAAGUAGGUAUGUAUCAAUUUUUGUUUGCUUUACAUUUUUUAGCUUUCAUUUUAGAGCCUCAACUUAACAUUUAAGUAAAAUUGGAGGCACAUCCGCAAAAAAUUCACCAUUAUUUUUGCACAAUAGAUAAGUUUAUAUGUAAAAAACUCUAACAUGAAGUAAAAACCACUUCUAUGUAAUUGGUAUAUUAUUAAAAAUUUUAAAAAUCCCAAUGGAUUAAAAAAAUGUGUCCAAUUCAGAACGUUUUCGGACCUAUCAGUCCAUCAUCAGUGAAUCUAAAAUAGAAUAAGUAAUCCCACUAUUAAAAUUGAAAGAUGGUUGAAAUUUUGAAAGUUAAAAAAAAUGUGGUUAUGAUUACUUACUCAAAUACUUGCUAAAUAGCCCCAGAACCAAACAAUGGUUGAAAUUAUAAUUCAAUCUACAUUAUGUUGUAGUAAUAUUGAACAGGCUAAACGCAGAUGUUAAAAGAUAUAACCUCCGGGAACAUGGUGAAACUCUACCAAGAAACACAAUCAACCAUCUUAGGCCAACGUUGACUGCCAAAUGUCCAAAGGUUUGUAAGGAACUGUUUGGAGUGACAUUGACAGUAGAGAAGAAGGCAGUCCAUUUUCAAAGGUUUUAACAAAUUGUCAUGAUCCAAAACAAUGAUAAUAUGAUAAAGAUUUUAAUAUCUGAAAAUGUCAUAACAUUUAAAUCUAUUUUUUUUUUUUGAAAAAGAAAAUUGUGUUUUACAAAAUAUUAGAAAAUAAAAUUAUUUUACUUUGGCUGUUUACUAUAAAAUUAAACUGAUCAAAUUGAUUAAAAAGGAAGUAUGAGCUGCUAGUAAUAAUGAUAAACAAAAAGAUAAAAACAGAUGAUGGUGAGAGAGGAAAAAGAAUAAAUUUUAUUCUAUUUUAAAAAGAGAUUCUUAGCAAAAUUCUAGCAAUUCUUAUGCUAUAAUCUUAAUCUAUAUUAACUUAUUAAUUUAAUACUGCACCAAAAACUGCUGACAUUCCUUGUUUUUGUUUGGUAGCGGGUGGAAAAUCAUCUUUCUUCGCCUGGAUACAAAUUCUUAGACAUUUACAUAGACUUACCUUUCUGGUUAUUGUCCUGAAUCGGGGUCCGGACAAAUAAUCCCCGGACAAAUAAUCCCGGACAAAAAAUCCCCAUAAAUUAUCCCUGGACAAAAAAUCCCCGGACAAAAAAUCCCCGGACAAAUAAUCCCCGGACAAAUAAUCCCCGGACAAAAAAUCCCCACAAAAAAACCCGGACAAAUAAUCCCCACAAAUUUUUUUGGACAAAAUAUCCCCACAAAAAAUCCCGGACAAAAAAUCCCCAAGAAAUAUUUGCUGCCGAAUAGUUCUCUAAAAGUUUUCCCGAAAUUUUACCAAAUUUCUAAUUCCAAUUCCAUGCUAAAAACUUCAAAAUUUACAUGACAACAGAGUGUGAGUUUUUUCAAAAAUCGUGGAAGAUAUGGGAAAUGCGCUAAGGACCCGUUCUCUUGACAGGUGCUUCAUAACGCCCGAUCUACAUGUUAACGCGCGUUUUAGAUCAUUAAAGCGCGCGUUGGCAUGUGAACCGUCUCAAGUAAAAUGUAUGUAGUUGUAAUCGUGCGUUAUCAAAACGCGCGUUAAGCGCCUGUCAUGAGAACGGGGCCUUAGCUCAUUCCCCAUAUCUUCCACGAUUUUUGAAAAAACUCACACUCCUUUGUCAUGUAAAAUUUGAAGAUUUCAGCAUGGAAUUAGAAUUCGAAAUUUGGUAAAAUUUCGGGAAAACUUUUAGAGAACUAUUCAGCAGCAAAUAUUUCUUGGGGAUUUUUUGUCCGGGAUUUUUUGUGGGGAUAUUUUGUCCAAAAAAAAUUGUGGGGAUUAUUUGUCCGGGAUUUUUUGUGGGGAUUUUUUGUCCGGGGAUUAUUUGUCCGGGGAUUUUUUGUCCGGGGAUAAUUUGUGGGGAUUAUUUGUCCUAGCUUCCCUGAAUCGAUAGGCUAGUCGAUAGUCCUCAGUUUUUGCUAUCACAUAGCCAAAAGCCAAAAUUCAUGAAAAAGUGAUAUUCCUUAUUUUUCCCCUGUACUCUUCAAUUACUAAUGGAUCUUCUUUCGAAUCUUCCAUAUUUGCACAUGGUACAAUAGUCUUCCUUAGCUGCAAUUUGUUUCCUUCUUUCGUGCACAGUCGUCUGUCUUUUCCAGUCCUCUAUAUCUAUCUAUCAAUUGCCCUUCAUUUGUCCAAAGUUGAACGUAGAACUCCCCCUUUUAUUUUUCCACUCUUCUCGGUUCAGCGCUAAUGCUGUCCAUCUGAUCCCUGCGUAUCUUUUUAGGGUCAUCUGACCAUCUCGUCUGCGGUCUGCCCCUUCCUCCAGUCCUUAAGUCGUCUAAAUUAACCUCUGCAGACUCACUACAAAUUGAGUUAAACGAUAUAUUAUGACGCUUGCAGAAACUUUCCAACUGCCCAUUUGGUGCUGCAAAAUUUUCCAUCUUCAAACUACUUGCUGUCUCUAGUUCUUUUCCUUUAAGUAGCGGCUCAGAUAUUGGAAAUGACUUAUUUCUGGCUCUGCAAAACCAAUUAUUGUAGACGACUUAAUCCAUUGCCAAUCCUUUUGUUAUUUAACACCUUCCUUAACAUUAUUUUUUAUACUAUCGUUAAUUUGAGUUUUUCCAAUCUCAUAUUUUUCUGCCAACUUUUGCGAACUUAAAUCAUACUUUUCACUUUCGGCGUUUAUACUUAUAUUUUGUCUUUUAGCGACAAACGUUUCUUCUUUUGCGAUAUAUUAUAGCAACUUAAGAACCCUUCGAACACAAAGAAAACUUUUAACUAACGAAAUAUGUAUGUAUCAGAAAUAAGGACCAUAAUUAUGCAGGUUAUUUCAUGCCUUUUUAGGUAGAUACCUUAAAUACGUCAUAGUGUUAGUAUUUUCAUCAACAAAGAGAUAAAAAUAUUUAAUAGGUAAUAUUAUUAAGGUACGAUUCCGACAACAACGUCAGACGGCAGUUAAAGUUGUCACCAUGACAGAAGGCAUUACUUUCUACUAUUAAUUUGUGUAAUUAUUAGCAACUGACGUUCUGCUGGACAGCAGUUGCAGUCAGAUGUCGGAAUCAUUCUCAUACAAAUUAAUAGUGCAAAGUAGUGACGUCUGUCACGACGACAACUGCAACUGUCGUCUGCAGUCGUUGUCGGAAUCGUACCUAUAUCGUAGGCAUAUCAAUCAACAAGGAGACAAAAAUAUUUUGGCCGAUAUUAACAGGUAAAUUUCUGUGAAAUGAAAUUUAAAAAUUUGAGAUUAUUUGGCCGCGGCCGUAUUGUAAAGGUAAAUACCAGGUCAUGCAUAAGGGAAUCUACAUAUUCGGUUUGGGAAAUUUUGAAACUGGCCGUUGGUACAGGUGGCUGUUGACUAGUGUUGACACAGGUUUUACUGUAGAUUGAUAACGUUCUGUCAACUAGGUAACUAUGGUCAAAGUAACUAUGAUAUAUUUUAGAUUAUGUAUGGCACCGAUCGGAGCCGUUUAAUGUACGGUUGUCGCCGAUUGGUGCCUUUUUAUAUACGGUUGGCGCCGAUUGGUGCCGUAUGGAAAUUUAAGUCAGUACAUUUAUCGUUUCAUAUCACAAUUUACGUAAUCACGAAAAACAUUGUAUUAGCAAUAUUUCUUAUGAUAAACUAGGUACUUGUACGGGUAACUAUAUAUAGUCGUUCAAAAGUCUUCCAGUUGUAGGUUACUAUUUUUAGCUUAGGAAAUAUUUUGCCACUCUUUAGCUAGUUGUUAUUAAGCGGUAUUAUGUCUAUUAUUAAUUUUUGUUACUGUUUAAGUUGGUGCAAAAUAAUGCAAAUACUAUUAUAGGUUAACUAGACAAGGCGAGAACGGCGGGUUCGUUGAAAAAAUUAUUCCCAUGAGUUUUUUUUGCAUAAUCACAUUCGUGAGACACCCCAGAAUAAGGUCGACAGCCGAGCGCCCGCCCUGUCAUAAACGCUGCAUUAACAAUUAAAAAACAAUAGUUUAAAAUAAAAUACUUAACGGGAACGAAUAAAGGAAGGUUUGAACUUUAAUUUAGGCACUUGGUAACCUGAAAAAUAAUAUUUUUACUGGUGCUUUUGGGCCUUGAAAAUCGCCAUUUUUCAAUUUUAAAUUGCUUAUAACUCGAAAAUGAUCAAUUUUAGAGAAAAAUUACAAGACACCUUUUUUUGUCCAGAAUGGUCCAAAAAACCUAAAAAAAUUGUCCGAGCGAAAAUAUUGAUUUUUGCAAUUUGUUUAAAAAAAAAAUUGUUAAAAAAAUUUGGACCACUUUUCGCGUGGGCUACUUCUUAAACCUUAUUCUGGGGUGUCUCACGAAUGUGAUUAUGCAAAAAAAUCUCAUGGGGAUAUUUUUUCCAACGAACCCGCCGUUUUCAGCUUGUCUAAACAGUACAUAUUUAGUCUUUAUUGCAUAUCAUACAAAUAACUUGUCAAAUACCAGCCGCCGUCGGAUGAUGAUAUCAAUCAUUUUAAUAAUUUUUAAUAAUUUCAAAGCUCUGAUUUGCUGCUCGUAUUUUCGAAAUACUUUUUUUAGUGAUGUAAGAAUUGUUUGAAAUGAAUUUAUUUUAGAAUUUUUGUUAGGGCUUUACUGUAUUUUAAUUAAAUUAUUAGUUAACCGUU
Molecule: messenger RNA, 23074 nt
Organism: Diabrotica virgifera virgifera (western corn rootworm)
Lineage: Eukaryota; Metazoa; Arthropoda; Insecta; Coleoptera; Chrysomelidae
Product: protein argonaute-2
Exons: 17
Coding region: 285-3170 (961 amino acids)
Molecular function (GO): RNA binding; protein binding
Source: RefSeq, a predicted model, not a curated record